Messenger RNA from Notothenia coriiceps (black rockcod), 1612 nucleotides. Its product is annotated as autophagy-related protein 16-1. Lineage: Eukaryota; Metazoa; Chordata; Actinopteri; Perciformes; Nototheniidae. The record is from RefSeq and is a predicted model, not a curated record. The coding region runs from base 189 to 920 and encodes 243 amino acids. The transcript has 7 exons.
UUAUAGCCGGGGGGAUGUGAAGCAGCUGACUGAACUGGGAGGAGCUGUUCCUUUUUUCAGGCAGUUCAUUCCUGUGUUUUCGGCUACGUUUUGACAAUAAUAUCGUCUUUGACCCAAAUAAAGUGGGAUAUCAAAAACGUAUUAUACCUGUUGACGUUUUGGGGAUUGACAAAUUCGUUUCAAUCACAAUGAGAAGCUGGAAGAAUCACGUGCGUGGUGAACUGCAACAGAGAGACCAAACUGAGAAGCUGCCUUUCAUCGGUGUGUUCACGAGCUUGUCUCGGAUGGAGGAACGGUUUGAUUUUCGCAAAACAUGUUUGGAUGAUGUUCAAUCUAAGAGUUUAGACCGAGGUGGACGUGAAGUUGGGAAAGACACCAGACUCCUUCAACUCCAACUGAGGGAGAGUGAACACCUGGCAGAAAAGCUCUCUCAGACCGUCUCUGACCUGACCACCGUUCUGUAUCUGAAAGAGGCUGAACUGCAGUACUGGCAGUCACGUGUGUCCCACUUCCGCCAAGAGGCCCUUUCUCUGGCUAAAGGGAGUAACACCAUGAAGGCGACUCUAUCCGAAUUUGAGUACACCGUCGAGUGUCAAUCCAAAGAGUUGGCAGCCCUGCGGACGGAGCAGAAAGGAAUAAAUCAGGCUUUGGAACAGGCCUGCAGAGAGAAAGAAGAACUCUUACGGCGCUGGAUGGAGGAGAAGAGGGAGGAGGCAGACAGGUUGAAUAAGUACAACGCUGCACAGGAAAGGUGGCAACGUUUUGCCAAACAGCUGAAGAAGGACCUCCAUAAUGCAAGGACAAAAGAGUUUGUUCCCACUCUGACAAGCUCUUGGUGUGGUGAAGCAGAAAUGCCUACAUCAGUGAUUCAGAGGAUUAAUAAUACAUACCGGGGACACUCAGAACACAACCAUGUCUAAACUGUGACCCUAGUUGAAUAUUCCCUCUGUAUCCUGGAAAUGACAGUUAUCAGCACGAUUACCUCAAUGUGAAUUUCCCUAUUCUACAUUUGCUUGCAGUUGAAAGAUAAUUGUCCUAUUAUGUAAUGCCAAAAAGAAUAACUCCUGUUUUAUUUGACUGAAAUAUAUUUAGAAGUCCACCAUAUUCUGUAAAUAUAUUGUUGGAUUAAAACUUGCUUAAUUGUCUAGUUUUACAUUGUUUCCUUGUUCUACAAUCCCUCUUUCCCAAUGUAUCAGAUGUAGAAUUUUACCUCAUUGAGACUCUUCACUAAAGGAUUUUAAAAAUCCCUGUUGUACCAUCUCAGGUGAUAAACCACACUGAAACUAUGCUAGUUUAGUUCUCAUCAUUCAAAUCAAGGUCUGGUGUUCUACAGUCGGGGCUUAGUGUCAGUCACUGUGGGCCUAUUUUAACUUUUACAUAAUGUUAAUUUCAAACAAAAUCAUUUUAAUUUCCUAUGUCCAAAAGUGUAUUUGAAAGAAAUUGAAUAAUCUGGGAUUGUACAUUUGUUUUUUACACAUUUAAAAAAUUACUUUGAGAAAUUAACAUUUCUUAUAAAAAAAAUCCCAGAAUAAACGUUAUUUUAUAUUAUAUUCUAAUUGUUGUUUUUGUAAAUCCAGAGUUGUAACAAAUAAAGUCACGUAUAUGCUAAUUU